Lutra lutra (Eurasian river otter) is the source of this 1737-nucleotide messenger RNA. RefSeq names its product nascent polypeptide-associated complex subunit alpha, muscle-specific form-like. The transcript has 4 exons. NCBI's taxonomy places the organism in Eukaryota, Metazoa, Chordata, Mammalia, Carnivora, Mustelidae. Bases 1 to 660 code for a protein of 219 amino acids. The record is from RefSeq and is a predicted model, not a curated record.
AUGCAUGACGGAGAACCUGGAAAGGAAGACUUUUCUCUUUGUUACGCUCCUGCCACGGGUCUGGAAGCCGGGACCCAUCCUCCGGGACGCCAGGGCUGGCCGACGCGCUCCGGGGUCCCCGCGGGCGGACACACCCCACCGCUCGGCCCCAGCGCCCGCCCGCCGGCCGGGGCCCCACGCCCUCACCUGCUCCCGCUCCCGCAUCCUCGGGGCCGCGCGCCCCGCUCAGCGGCCCGCCUCCCGGGGUCCCGCCGCGCGGUAGCCACAGCCGCGCCCGCACGCCAGCCGGCGCCGCGACGCGCUCAUGGGGCUCGCGCGCCUCACUUCCUGUCUCCAAAACCUCGGCCCGCAGACCAUUCCCCUGGGCAGAGUCCGGCGGCGGUGGCGGUGACGGGAAAGGCCUGGAGGUGGGACCGGCCGGGAGCGCCGCACAAAGAAACCGGGCGGGGGCCGGAGCGACAGGAGGACAGACGGACGGACCGACGAACAGACAGGCACGGGACGCGCGGCCGGAGCAGCGGAGCGGCCGGGGCCGUCAUGGUCCCUGCACACAGAGGACUUCUGGUCAACCAGAAGCUGCACUCACCUACACACCACACAGGCGUCCCACAGGACACCAAGAGGGGUCAAGCUGUGUGUGAGGAAAGAAAAGAGACAUGAAAAUGAGUCCCUGUUCUGGUCUCCUGGGCUAGAAAAAUUGAAAUGAUUUGAGACCCUUCUCCCUUUCUCAUCUCCAGCCUACCAUCAAGGCCUGGUAUUUCCUCCUUUGCAAGGUUUCUUUCCUCUCUGCCUCCUACCCCCUUCCUGCAAUUCUAAACCAAAUCUUCAUCAUUUUACAUCCAGAUUAUUGCAACAAGGGUGGUCUUGCAUCUGGUUUCUCAGUUCUCUCUCCUUUACAUGCAAAUACCGAGCUAACUCUCUCUCUGUCUCUGUCUAUCACUCCCAAUGGACCCCCAAGGCUAGCUUUUCUGCCGUCCUUUAGGGCCUUUCUAAGCUGCUCUAGCCUCUCUGGCCAUCCUCAAUUCCUCUCUUCCCCUUGAAUGCCCCAGUCAAGCUAUUUCUCCUGGCCCAUGGCACUCCCUGCUCCUCCCUCUCCCCCCCACUUCAUUUGUCUUAGUCUUUCCCUGUUCUUCAAGCGUCAAUUCAAGGCUCUCUGCUUUCAAGACAGCUUCCUAGCCAUCCCAUCCCACAGUGAUCUCCACACUUGGCAAGAGCUUUAAAAACUAUUUCAUGCAGGCUUCUUUUAUAUCUCCUAGAAUUCCUAGGACAACUACUGGCAGAGAGUAGGCACUAAAUAAAAAUGUGUUAAUUGAAUCGGGAAGAAUAUAAAAGAAUUUUAAAAAUAGAAAACAAUCAAAAAGCCCAAGGGAUAUUAGACAACAAAUUUGAACUUCCUCACUCACACUGCCCCAGUGUCAUUUGCUAAACAAGGACUUAAACUCUAUUUUCCCUCAACCAUGUUAAUUUGACAUUAACCCCCCCCCCGUAAUAAGCCAUAUGAGCAGCCCCUUCAAAGCAUCAGACUUGAAAUUAUUGGCUUAUGUCUGAAUGAAGAGAAGGAAUUUGUAUGGUUCAACCCCAAAAGGUAUAAAAAGGUAUAAGAGAAAGUCUCCUUCCUGCCCCCACUGCUGGACAGGCAUCUCUCCUCUUACCAGUAACCAGUGUUUACCAAAACCUUCUGUAUCUAUUUAGAGAUAGAGAUACUCUGUAGAUAAAUAAGCCAUUAGAUAUCUGUAU